AUGGCACCAGGUGAAGCAGAUACGGGGAUUUUACUAAAAAGACUCUAUAGCAAAAAAAUGGAGGACCCACGUUGGGUAAUUUCAAUGAAGCUUGAUCCGGAUACUUCUUCUUUAACUCAUCUUUUUUGGAUGAGUCCUGAACAACACAUUUUAUGGUUGCGCUACCAUGACGUAAUAAUGCAUGAUAACACUUGCAAAACCAAUCGCUAUGAUCGUCCUUUGUCCCUCUUUGUCACCCCCGAUAACAAUUUGAAAACGCGAAUU
This is a messenger RNA of Funneliformis mosseae, 264 nucleotides long. The record is from the annotation of a GenBank genome assembly. NCBI's taxonomy places the organism in Eukaryota, Fungi, Glomeromycota, Glomeromycetes, Glomerales, Glomeraceae.